AUGGCAGAAAAGGCCUUUGCCAUGUAUGAAAUCCUAGAACGAGUCCUCAUCUAUACAGACAGGCGCACGCUACUAUUAUCCCAGCGUAUACGAAACCCCUUUAUCGAGGACCUUGUUUGGCCUUGGUUAAUGAACAAACAAUUCGACAAGGAGAAAAAAGAAUGCUAUGACCAUUGGAAUUCCGAGGACGAGGAUGAUGAUAAUUCUGAAUAUGAUAACCGCUAUACUCGGCCAGAGACCAGCUGGAAACAGAUGCUAUUCCAGCAACCCCCAACAUCCCAUGUCGGCGUCAUCUACUACGAACAUUGGUGGGCAGAACCCCCGCUAUACACACGCAUGCGGUUCUUGAAACCUGAUAAUGACACCCUUCGGUUGAAGGAUAUUGCUCCGGCAUUGGAUGAUGGUUCCAUGGUGUCUGACCACGCACCUUGUGUUCUCUGGUUCCAACCGCCCCAUGCUGCAUGCCGUGAUAAUGUGCGAGGAAUAUUAUGCAGGGAACAUUCCAACGCCGGCGCUUUUGAGGGACUGUGA
Molecule: messenger RNA, 531 nt
Organism: Aspergillus glaucus CBS 516.65
Lineage: Eukaryota; Fungi; Ascomycota; Eurotiomycetes; Eurotiales; Aspergillaceae
Exons: 2
Coding region: 1-531 (176 amino acids)
Source: RefSeq, a predicted model, not a curated record